AUGGGUGUCGAGCUGGAUUCCGUGACAAUCAAGUAUGACGCGCAAUGGAAAGAUCAGCAGGCCCUCCGCAGUGCUCUAAGCAAGGCUUUCCCGGACAAGCCCAUGCCUCCAGCUCCGGACCCCGAUGCAUGGGCCGCGGCAACGAAUGACACUCCAGGCAAGAACCAGCAUGUCGUGUUUGCAGCGUCACUGGAAUUUGCGUCCGUGCAAUCUGCCAGUCCCAUGCGUCUGAGAUUGCAACCUCCCAAGCUCGACAAGCCUCACCGCCUUGGCCGAAAGUAUGGCCCUGAUCGCUUCCUAGAGCUGCUGGUGCCCUGUCCAGAUCCUUCCAACCUACCACCAUCUCUGAAAGACAAGCCCUUCUACGAUCACCUCCUCGAUUGGCUGACAGGAAGGCCACACUCACUCGGUGGGCGCCUCUACUCGCCGUUCUUUUUGAAACCCGGUGGUCAUCGCACGCCACCUAAGCACCUUCUUUUCGGACCAGAGCCAAGGCCUACCUACAUGGACCGGAUAUUUUUGUUCGCCUCCAACGGGGCCGAUAUAUCGAGAGAUAAGCGACCGUCCACGUCCCUCGGAUCAAUGAUCUCCUGGGCUUUAGACUUGAGAAGGGGCAACAAUAGCUCUCAGCCUGUAUUAAAGCUCUUCCAACGAUUGGCGCUCGUCCUUAGCAGGACAAUCCCGACCAUUAUUUUCGAGCCGGGACAGAUUAGGCACCGGACUCAAGACCUGAUGUCCAGAGAGAAAGUUAUGAACGACGGAGUGGGUAGGAUGAGCAGAGGUGUCGCAAAAGUGAUCCAAGCUGAACUUGGUCUCUCUUCACCUCCUUGUGCUGUCCAAGGCCGACUGGGAUCUGCAAAGGGGAUGUGGGUCGUUGACUCAGAUACGACACUGGCAGACGACAUCUGGAUUGAGACUUAUCCUUCUCAGCGCAAAUGGGAACUCGAAGCUAUAGACCCAGAACAUCGGACCUUGGAAGUCCGUAGUUGUACGCCAGAGAAGCUACGGUCCGCCAGUCUCAACCUCCAGUUCCUACCAGUCUUGGAAGAUAGGGCCCUCGAAACGACACGGAUGCGUCAAACCAUUGGCAAGCUGUUAGAAGAUAACCUUAGACAGCAGCUCAGCGACCAAAGACAGUCUCUGGAAAGCCCGAUUCAAUUUCAAAAGUGGAUAUCUUCAAACGCGGCUCACAGGUCUGACCGCCUCGCCCACGGCCACGUAGCAUUCCAGGGCGGCUUGCCGAAGGAGGAUGAAGAGAUUAUGGCUUUCAUGCUCAAUGCAGGAUUCAACCCCUGGCAGAACAAGUUUCUCAAUGACAAGGCUUACGACAUACAAUUCCAGAUGUGCGAGAAACUCAGCAAGAAGCUCAAUAUCAAGAUCGGCUGCUCGGCGUAUCUUUUCAUGGUGGUAGACUUUCAGAAUGUACUCGAGGAAGGUCAAGUUCAGAUUGCAUUUUCAGACCGCUUCAGGUCAGAUACAGACGAUUGGGAGGGAACAAUGGUUCAUGGACGGGAUGUGCUUGUUGCUCGUUCCCCAGCGCAUUUCCCAUCUGACAUACAACGUGUCAAGGCCGUCUUCAAACCCGAGCUGGCACAUCUUCAAAACGUUAUCGUGUUCUCGGCCAAAGGCGAAACGCCUCUUGCCGACAUGCUCAGUGGCGGAGACUACGACGGAGACCAAUGCUUUUGUGUCUGGGACGAUCGUGUAGUUGAGAAUUUCGCCAACGCUCAUAAUGAGGCACAACCUGACCUUCGCCAGUUUUACCGACAAGACAAGAUAGAGUUCCGUCAGCUACUUUCAAGCCACGGGCAAGACUACGAAGCCGCUAUUGGAGAGAUGAUACUAGAGAAAUGCUUCCCUUUCAAUUUAUCCAAAGACAUGCUGGGACAAGUAACCAAUUACAAGGAGCGCCUAUGCUACUUUCGAGGCAAUAUUCAUGACGAGGUGGCAAGGAAACUCAGCACGCUUCUGAGCCUUUUGGUUGAUGCCCCGAAGCAAGGGAUUGAAUUUGGUUCCGAGGACUUCAAGCAUUUCAGAAGGGCUCUCAGCAUACCAGACCCGCACCAACUUGAAGAACCGCUGUAUAAAUCGGUACUGAAUCAGCCUCCAAACCAGCAGUACAGGCAUAUACUCGACUACCUCAAGUUUCGGGUUGCAAAGCCAGCCAUAGAGGAAGAACUGGCCAAUUUCCACAACACGAAGCACGAUGUCAAACCUGUCUACUGGGACAAGGACCUUACCUUGAAUUAUUAUGACCAAUGGGAACGUGAUGCCGGGAAAGACGCUACAGCACAGUCGAUUCUCAACUGUUUGAAAGAAGAUCUUGAGCAGGUCUGCGAAGAGUGGAACACCCUCAGGAAGACUACAAUCAGCUUUACUGGAUUGGCACAGCAAACAUACAGUGCAUGGCAGGACAUCAAGCCACGUGCGAAGUCAUGCAUUCCAGAGGCGACUCUGCAGCGCCUCCAUCGUGGCUAUCCUUCAGAAUGGGCUCUGCUCAAGGCAAGCACCACAUUUAAGGUUUACUUUCAGAGGAAACCUCGCUUCGCCUGGCAACUGGCUGGCUGGCAUCUUUGCUUCAUCAAGUGGCAGACCGUUUCAUCACAGGAAUCGGUGGGUAAGAUGCCCGCCAUGUUGACGUGGCAAAUGCAUGCGAUCACCAAGGUCGACACUCGCGCUGUGAAUCAUCUCGAGGAGCUCCAGACAGUCAAUAGGACAGAAGGGGGGGAUGAGGGCGAGGAUGACGAAGAUGUGCUAUAA
This is a messenger RNA of Diaporthe batatas, 2760 nucleotides long. RefSeq lists its product as uncharacterized. Bases 1 to 2760 code for a protein of 919 amino acids. NCBI's taxonomy places the organism in Eukaryota, Fungi, Ascomycota, Sordariomycetes, Diaporthales, Diaporthaceae. Gene Ontology annotation, biological process: siRNA processing. Gene Ontology annotation, molecular function: RNA-directed RNA polymerase activity. The transcript has a single exon. The record is from RefSeq and is a predicted model, not a curated record. Gene Ontology annotation, cellular component: nuclear RNA-directed RNA polymerase complex.